Messenger RNA from Aspergillus chevalieri, 2379 nucleotides. RefSeq names its product transcription factor AbaA (gene abaA). Gene Ontology annotation, molecular function: DNA-binding transcription factor activity, RNA polymerase II-specific; RNA polymerase II cis-regulatory region sequence-specific DNA binding. The record is from RefSeq and is a predicted model, not a curated record. Gene Ontology annotation, biological process: regulation of transcription by RNA polymerase II. The transcript has 3 exons. Bases 1 to 2379 code for a protein of 792 amino acids. Lineage: Eukaryota; Fungi; Ascomycota; Eurotiomycetes; Eurotiales; Aspergillaceae. Gene Ontology annotation, cellular component: transcription regulator complex.
AUGGCUUCCGACUGGCACCCGGACUCUCUGGCCCAGAACCAGCCUGCUUUGGAGAGUGUUGGAGCAGCUCAUGCGGAUCGAGCUCUCCAGAACACCUCGGGCAACAUACAGUCAUAUUCCGACAACCUUGCAGUACACCACAGCGAUGCCGCUGGCCGUGACGAGCAGUUCCAACACCUGACGUACAAAUAUCCCCAUCCGCCCCCAGCCCCGGCUCAUCCAGUUCACGCUCCCGCCAACUUCCACCAGCAGCAGGCAUUAGCGGCUCGGUUUCAAGCAAAGAAGCUUCGACGAAUGAAUUCCGUCGGUCCUGGUGCGGGUGGUGCUCGCCGGGCGAGGAGCUACCUCAAGUCUCAGAAGUACCUCGAGUAUAGGGCACGGCCUCGGCGAGACACGGGCAAAGACGGGGAGGCAGUAUGGUCAGAUGAACUCGAGGAUGCGUUUCAACAAGCCCUCGAGGCGAAUCCUCCAAUGGGACGACGCAAAUGGUCUGAGCAGGGAAGGUCGCUUGGCCGCAAUGAACUUAUUGCCGAGUACAUCUACAAUCUCACUGGAAAGAGCAGAACCAGGAAGCAAGUUUCCAGUCACCUGCAAGUACUGGAUUCGUUCCUGAAAGGUGACCCUGACUGGGAGAAACUUGUACGAGAGCAACCGUCAGAUCGCACUGGUGGUACACCACAGCCAACCGGUCCCCAGUGGAGAUCUUCGCUUCGAUCCCCUGUGCCAAGCAGUUAUCGUCCCCAAAGUCACAGCAUCUACCACGACCCCUUGCGGCCGGUGCAGCCUUACCCUGGCGAGCUCCCCCCUCCGGCACACUUCACCCUGGGCUCAAAUAUUCACGAACCAGCGAAUUCCCACACGGUCUACGGUUUCAACUUCGAAAUGUGGGUGACCGCUCCUCACCAGGCGCACCAGAUAGACAAGGCGUGGCACGAGUACACUCGCCUUCAAGGCGACCGGCACCGUCCAGGGGCUCCACCGAUGCCUCUGGAAAACCUGUCGAGCUGGCGGACCGCGUUUCCGUACUUGUCAUCGCUUAGCUCCGCUGACAGCGCCUUGGACUGUGACGUUAUCUUGCUUGAUGUCAGCCUCAAGCUUAUGGACGAUUUUCCUCCCCCUAGUUCACGGCUGGGGAUCAAUUUGAAUCUGGACUUCGGCCACCCAAUAGCGGGUGAUAUUUCGAUGAUUGGGCAGAUGGGAAACUGGGUCUGCAGCACCUAUAUCUAUGAGAACGGACAAACCGUCUUGGAGUCUCACCAUGAUCUUCCCAACCCCUCGUCAACGCAAGUGCAACCACUGUGUGAGUCGUCAUGGUGGGCGAAGCGGUUUACCCAAUUGACGCAGGAUAAACGAAUGGACGAAGAUUCGGGGCGACACCAUGCCACUGACGAGCGCACAAGACGGUAUUUCCGCUCUCUGACAGCAGUGACGGAAAUCCGGGCGACAACGCCCAACCGACGGAUGUCCAACCAGCUCCAUCCUCAAGGAGGCGAGGAAAAGAGAAUGGCCAUUGUACUUUGGAAAUUUCGGCAAACACGACCGGGCGAGGUUGGGACGACCACAUGGAAGAAGCUGGUCCCUCCGCCAGACCGCACUAUUGCAAACAGUCCAAGAGCGGCGGCGGGGAUCGAUCUGCCCCCUCUUUCUCUGGACGGGCUUUCGAUGCAUAGGCCUGCUGCUACGAAUGUCUACCAAGCCCCUGCUCCCCAGCCGCAUGACUUGCUUCACGGCAACAGCUUGCCACAGCCCCACUGGAAUAUAUACCAACCACCCCAAGAAAUCGUCGGGAAUAUGUUCAACACGACAAACUCGUUCGACUUCCUGAACCCCAUCAGCAGACCCGAGGACAGCCUUGCGGACAGACCGGCGGUGACAUCAGUCCUCGAUCCCUUCCCCGGUUUGCAACAAUCGGAGACUAGUCAGUCAGCUAGCCUCAGCAGCUCUGAUGCCCCCGUUAUGCUGAACGCUCCUGAUUACUCUCUACCUCAAUCUCACCUUACGGGAUACGGCAUGGGCCAUGAGAGCCAUUACAUCCACUCCCAACACCCUGUCAGCAACGUUCAUGAAAGCAGCAAGUACCUGAACAGCAUUCUCUCGCAGCCUAUUGAUGAUAUAGGCCAUCACCAUGCGUCGUGGGGCGCCCCAUCAACAUCGAUCCCCGGUGACGUUGGAACGAGCAGCUAUACCCACCUCCAGUUCCAGCCCUCCGACCAUGAAGUGCCGGUAUCCCGUGAAUCAUCGCACCAGGUCAACGGGCUUGAAGGUCUUGUGCCGCCGGAAUGGUUGGAGAAGAUGGUUUCUACUGACCCCGGCAUGCAUGGGGCAGGACCCGAUCAUGCCAAUUCCUCCUAUAAUGAGAACAUCGUGGAGGCGGUUUAA